Molecule: messenger RNA, 417 nt
Organism: Blepharisma stoltei
Lineage: Eukaryota; Ciliophora; Heterotrichea; Heterotrichida; Blepharismidae
Source: the annotation of a GenBank genome assembly
AUGGCAUCAGGACUACACUACAAACUUUGGAACACAACUCCAACACACUCGAUUUCCUCUAUUACUCCUAAUGAUAAGAACAUAGAAGUGAGAGUCAUUUUAUUAGAGAAAAUAAGCAACAUUGAAUUAAAAAGUGGAGAUGUCAUUCAUCAAUUCCUUGUCGCCGAUCAUUCCGGGUCUAUUAAGUGCAAUUUCUUUGGAGACAUUGGAAGCCAAUUAAAGAGUGGCGAUAUUGUUCAUAUGUCUAAUAUCUUUGCCACCUUAUAUAAAGAAACAACUUUAACUUUGUAUACAGGAAAAAGGUCAAAGGUUUACAAAAUAGGGGAGUUUUUCAUGAGAUUCCUGGAAGAGCCUAAUAUGAGCGAAACAGAAUGGGAAAAAGAUGCAAAAGGGUUAUUUUAUUUGAAGCAAAGAUAG